AUGCGUCAGCAACAUUGGGCGGAAUUACUUAACGACUACGACUGCGAGAUUCGCUACCAUCUUGGAAAAGUUAAUGUCGUGGCCGAUGCUCUUAGUCAUAGGACUCAUGUUAGAAGCGUUUGUCGUUUUCAAGUUUCUAGAAACCUUCACACUUGCAUUCGUGAAGUGCAAUAUUCGUCAGCCAAGGAAGGUACUUUAUUCAUAGAAAUACGUGGUGCAACUGAAGACCGACUUGUGACUAAAUCUGAUGGACUUCAAUACUAUCUCGAUCGCAUCUGGGUGCCAGAUCGUGACAAUUUUCGUGAACUUAUCAUGAAUGAGGCACACAAAUCCAAGUACUCGAUUCAACCUGGUGCUGACAAGAUAUACCAUAAUCUACGUACAUCCUAUGGUGGCAUGGUAUGA
Helianthus annuus (common sunflower) is the source of this 405-nucleotide messenger RNA. RefSeq lists its product as uncharacterized. The transcript has a single exon. Lineage: Eukaryota; Viridiplantae; Streptophyta; Magnoliopsida; Asterales; Asteraceae. The record is from RefSeq and is a predicted model, not a curated record. Bases 1 to 405 code for a protein of 134 amino acids.